AUGUCGAAGAACCUGACACCAUAUGGCACAGCCACGCAAAGUUCGUCUUAUUCGAUUGACGAAAAUAAAGGUAGACCAGAAUAUGCUAUCAAACCUCCAAUAUCAAAUCAAUAUAGUCUAGAUCAGUGUUCAAGUACAAAACUGACAGGAAGUGGCAAUUUGAAAGUAUGGUGGAUGUUUGAAUUCUCUUUCGACACAGCAUACAUCACAGAUAUAACAAUAUAUUACAGAGAAAACUAUGCUAUUAGAAUGGAUGGAUUUAAAUUAUAUGUGACCAAUACAUCAACCAUUCCACCUGAAGGAUUUCUCUGUUACGAAGAUCCUAGUACAGGUCUUCCAAACACCACUCAGACAAUUCCAUGUAAUCAACUUGGAAAAUAUGUAAUUUAUUACGACAGCUCCGGAUCGGAUGAAUCAAGUAAAACAGAUGUUUAUGAACCUAUUAUUGAGUUAUGCUAUGUUGCCAUUAAUGAUAACAAUGCAUUUAAAGGUUCCAUUUUACUACCACCAAGUGAUAAUACAGUAAAUAGUCUAGUCAAUGAUGGAAAUAAAACCUCAUGUGUAACAAUAGAAGGUCCGGAAAUAUGGGUUCAGGUAUAUCCAUCAAAUGGACCAGUUAAUGGUGGUACAUUGCUGACAAUUACAGGGAAAUAUCUUGGAAAUGCUAAUGAUGAUAUUUCUGUUAAUAUUAGUGGAGUAAUAUGUAACAACGUUACAGUUAGAAAACCAAAUACUGAGUUGACUUGUGUUAUUGGAGAAGGCAACACCAAUCAGACAGUGGGAAUAAGUGUCUCAGUCAAUUCAACUUAUUACAGCAACCAAACUUAUAAAUACUUCAGUUUUAAGGAACCUAUGAUCAUAAAUGUCUCACCAUUAAAAGGAAUCGUUUUUGGUGGUACAACUGUGACAAUUAGCGGUGAACAUAUUGAUUUUAAAGGACAAGAUCGGUACAAUAUAUCUUUUUGUGACGAGGAUUUUUGUAUAAAAUGCAGUCUUUUAGAAGAUACUAUCAGGUCAACACACAUCAAAUGCAAAACUGGAAAUUCUCAAAAACCUCGAAAUAUGACCCUGCUACACAUUGUGAUUGAUGACUUGACAAUAUUUGAACUGCGCAGAACAUUUCAAUACUUACCAGAUCCAACGUUUAAUAUUUCAAGUGAACCACAAACAGCUCAAAAGAGCGGAGGUUCAACAUUUACCAUUCAAGGUGAAGGUUUCAAAAAUGUAGGAGAAGUAACAGUUGAAAGAGUGGAAAGACCUUGCGAUAUACCAGAUGAUUAUUCAGCUGUUUGUGAAACACCUCCACAAUUAGGAAAUGAAACUAAUCAAACCGUUAUUGUUCAUUUCGAUGGAUUGACAGUUCAGAUUCCAUUAGAAUAUGUAACCGAUCCUACCUUCGAAAAAUUCAAAGGCGUUAAAGAAUAUGAUAAAGAGUCUUCUAUCAAAAUUAUGGGUAAAAAAAUUUUAAAUGGAGCACGACCUACAGACUACACAAUACAUAUUGGUUUGGAUGGAAGUUGUUUCAUCACUGAUAUAACUAUGCAACUAAUUACAUGUUUCCCACCAAAAUCGGUACCUCGGACAAAUAAAACAGAUGUGAAUACGGUUCAUGUUAUUGUUAAUGUUGGAAACAUCAAAGCGUAUAUUGGUGACCUACUAUACAAAGAAGACGUCAAUACAUUAGCCUUUGUAGUUGGUGCUUUGGCUGCCGCAUUGGCCUCAGCUAUUGUUAUUGGCGUAUGUGCUGUAGUUAUUUUACGAAAGAAGAAGAAAAAGACUAUCAAAGAAUUUAAAAUGGAACUUAUGACAAGGGAAGAAACGAUACGAAAAGCUAGUAGAGAAGAAUUCGCUGAUGCCCAAAUGAAUAUCAGGGACAUAAAAUCGGACCUCGUUACUACAAAAGUGCCAUAUUCAAGCUAUCAAAACUAUAUACUUCAUCAGCUGUUUCCGAACCAAGACAUAAGCAAUAAUCCGUUACUUCAUGAUUCAGAGAUAACAGAUGACAGGAAAGCCGGAAUAAAAAGUGCAGUCGAAAAGUUUGAAAUGUUGCUGUCAAAUAAGCUUUUCCUGAAGUCACUCAUUCAAACAUUAGAUCGACCGAAUAUGCUGACAAUGCAAGAGAAGGCUCAUUUUGCAUCUGUGUUGUCGAUCUCAUUGCUUGGAAAUAUGAGACUCUUUUUUGAUCUGGUUCAGUGUCUACUGGUUGAUAUGGUUCGGUCAUCAACGAAAAAGCAACAUAAAGUUUUAUUCCGAAGGUUUGACUCGAUAACUAUGAGAUUAAUGGUCAAUUGGUUACAGAUAGGACUGUACAAACAUUUAACGUCACGCAGCGGGAUACAUCUGUUUAUGCUAUAUAGAGCAGUGCAAACAAUUAUUGAAAUGGGACCAAUAGAUGCACUGACAGGUAAUUCAAAGAACACAAUUGCAGAGGAGAAGCUACUUAAAAUGAGGAUUGAACAUCAGAGUCUUACACUGCAAAUAGAUUUGAAUGGAAACAGUGACCAGCAUUAUCCUGUUAAAGUUCUCGACUGUGAUACAAUAUCACAAGUCAAACAGAAAUGUUGUGCGCAGAUUUAUAAGAAUAAACCUGCUUCGGAGAUUCCACACAAUGAUGAACUUUCUUUGGAAUGGCAACAGGGAAAAGCAGGAAAACUUUUGCUGAAUGAUAUUGACAACACUAGUGAUAGAAACAAUGGAUUGGUAUGCCUGAAUACAUUAAAACAUUAUAUGGUUCAGGACGACAGUAAAAUGGCACUUAUGUACAAACAACAUGACGACGACGAUGUUUAUGUGAAUUCAACUGGAGUAAGAACUGAAAGUGUGACGUCAGAGGAUAUCACAUUACUGAUGCCAGAAAAAUGUGGAGGCGAAGAACUAGAAACACAGAAAUGGCACUUGGAAACAUGUUCGCCAAAUCUAUCAGAUGACAUAAAGUCAAACAGAGAGACUGACUUCGGGGACAUAUUUUUAAAUAGAUUAUUCCAUACCAAGUUGCUCUUAACCGAUUACAUUGAUUCAACGUUUGAAGGACUGAUAGAUCCACAAUCACUAUCCAUAUCCAUUCGAUACUUCCUAGGCAUGUUGGAUAAAAUUGGAAACGAUUUUAAAAUUGAAACAGAAGUCUUACAAGCAUGGAAAAAUGAGUGUUAUGGUACACGAGUUUGGGCUCCACUGAUUGGUAAACCAAACAUACUGUUUGAUGUUAAUGUACCUGGUCAUGUGGAACCAUGUUUGGACAUUAUAAGACAAGUGUUUGUAGAAAGCUUUACACAAACAGCUCAUAAAGUUAACAAGGAAUCACCACCACAGAAAUUGUUGUUCCAUAAAGAUAUACCAAGAUAUAGAAAACUCAUCGACCCUUUCUUCAUUCGAGUAGAACCAGUGACUGACAAGGAAUUCUGGAGUGAAAUAGACGAAAUAUCAAAUACACAGAGAUCAGAGCUGAAGUUCAGUCGACAAUCAACCAUUCAUCAGCUGUAUAAUUUGUUUAUUGGGAAGUACAAAUCUGAGAUUGUUGAUGAUUUUGAGGACAUGGAAGAAAGUAAAGAUCUUCAAUUUGCAAAUAAACUUGAAGAAGUGAUAGAUUUGAUGGAGGAAUCAGCAGCUGGUUCUUAGUUUCAGAAAUCUCUCUCAUCUCAUAGAACUGUUGAUAAAUGUGUUGUAUAACCUGUGUGCCUGUAGAGAUCUAAUUGAAUAAAAACAAACUACGAUAUACCAGUAACUUUUCGGGUAUUAUUAUAGAUUAGGUGAGAUCAAUCAUAAAUGUUUUGUUAGAUCAACAGAUUAUUUUAGAAUUCGUAAAAUGAAAAACCAACUUGCAAAUGGAUUGACGCGAUAUUGAACGUGCAAUUAUAAUAUGUAAAAAAAAAUGUGUACAAACUUUAUAUAAUUAUUAUCACUAAUUGUACUUUUGUACUUUAAUAAGAAUUCAUUAUUGCUAGUUCUUCAGAAAUGUAAAACAUUUCUUCAUUUCAUGUUAGAAGUGGAGUCAAAAUUUUUAGAGUCAAAAAACAUAAUAUGCAUUAUACAUUUCUUUACUCAUUACAUUAUAUAUUAUACAUUCCUUUACUAAUUACAUUAUACAUAUUUACAUACUACAUCUAGUUAUAUCAUUCCUCAUACGUCUUUUUUCACAGACUUUUUACUUUAUUACUGUAUUAUGACAAAUCAUUUUAUACCUUAACUAUUUUUAAUUGAAGAAAAAUUGAUAUUGUCGUUUUAAAAAUCAAAAAUCAACAACAUCAUAUAUUUUAGUUAGAUUUUUAUUAUAGAGAGUUCAUUAAUUUACAUGCUAAUGAUACUUUUACAAUAUUUAAAAAAAAAUGGAUUUCUUUAAUAUUGAUCAGACUCUAAUGCAAACCCAAAUAGAUAUUGACAUAUUGUCAUGAUUUUUUUUAUUUUUAGAGUAUUCAUGUUGAUGGCUGAGUUAAAAAGACCUCGCGGUUUAAAAUUUAAUUUAAAAGAAGCAACAACAAAAAAAGAGUCUGUGUUUUUUUUAUUACAAAAUGUUGGAGUUUACUAUGCUUAAGUAUAUCUAUUUAUCCAUUAAAUGAGUAAUGCUUAUUGUGUUGUUAAUUAUGUCUUGCUGUUUUCAUUGCAUCAUAAAUGUCAUGUUUUACAUAUUAAAAAAUCAUUUAUCAAAACAAA
Messenger RNA from Mytilus trossulus (common blue mussel), 4647 nucleotides. Its product is annotated as plexin-A1-like. Gene Ontology annotation, biological process: regulation of cell migration; semaphorin-plexin signaling pathway involved in axon guidance. Gene Ontology annotation, cellular component: plasma membrane; semaphorin receptor complex. NCBI's taxonomy places the organism in Eukaryota, Metazoa, Mollusca, Bivalvia, Mytilida, Mytilidae. Gene Ontology annotation, molecular function: semaphorin receptor activity. The coding region runs from base 1 to 3615 and encodes 1204 amino acids. The record is from RefSeq and is a predicted model, not a curated record. The transcript is spliced from 28 exons.